CCACUCUCGUCCGUGGCGCGUGUGAGAUCCUCAAUCAGACGGCUCACAAUCGCCGGUCCGUCACCACCACUUUGCUAACGUGCGCCAUUCUUCUUCUUCUUCUUCAUCAUCAAUCUUCCUUUCUCUCAAAUCCCAUUUUUACUGUCAGAUCCCUAAUUUUGCCCUAAUUUUGAACUCCAUUAUUGCGAAGCUCCCACUGGGCUCUCUCUAUAACAUGCGCAAUCUUCUGGUUCCGACCACCGCCAUGCCUCCGUCCUCAAUUCUCACUUCAUCGUCGUCAAUUUCCAAAUCCAAAACUUCAACAAACCCUAGCCCUAGCAAUUCUUUUCUCUGUAAACACUCACCAUCGGCAACCCUCGACCUUCUUAUCCUCAUUCUCGUUCUAUUUUCUGGUACCUUUCUUGUAACGUCAUAUUUCUCUUACAUUUUCAACUCUUUGUCGAUUCUCUUGUCGCAUUCCGCCCCGCAGCUUCCUCAAUUUCCGUUUCCGUUUAUUGCUGCGUUUUUGUUGUUCUUUUGUGUGACUAUUGGUGUGUUUGAGAUUUGUUGUGGCGCUAGAUCGAGGAAAUGUGCUAAGCCGGGAUGUAAAGGGUUGAAAAAAGCUAUGGAGUUUGAUCUGCAAUUGCAAACGGAGGAGUGUGUGAAGAGUGGGUCGAAGGAGAUUGAUAAAUUGCCGUGGAAGGGAGGUAGUGAGGCCAACCCGGAUUAUGAGUGCUUGAGGUCUGAGCUGAGGAAGAUGGCACCACCUAAUGGCCGAGCUGUUCUGCUCUUCCGGGCACGCUGUGGCUGCCCCAUCGCGAAGCUUGAAGGCUGGGGGACUAAGCGCGGGCGGCGGCAUAAGAAUGGGAAGCUAUGCAAGCAAGUUUCAGGGGCUCGGUUAACAUACCCCAAGUAAUUGGUUUCUGGGCUCUGGCUACACUGGGUCUUGAUGGGGGAGGAGACCAUCACUGAUUGUAGAUGGUGACUUCGUUGUCGAGCAGACCUUCCAGAUAACUUACCAUCUCUUCCCAUCAUUUUACUUUAAUUUUAGAUGCUCUUUCUGAAACAUAUGGAUGAUUAGAGCUUUCUUCUAUAAGAAAAUACUACACAGUGAUAUUCAUUGUCAGAAACAGGCUUCCCCCAUCCCUGCAUUAUCCUGGGAGAUUCUUCCUCCUCCAUGGAAAUGGAAAUGGAAAAAUAUAUACCAAACUGCAAAUAAAAUGAUAGACAAUGAUAAUUAUGUCUCCUGGUC
Molecule: messenger RNA, 1231 nt
Organism: Benincasa hispida (wax gourd)
Lineage: Eukaryota; Viridiplantae; Streptophyta; Magnoliopsida; Cucurbitales; Cucurbitaceae
Source: RefSeq, a predicted model, not a curated record